CGGAUUUCUCUUUAUGGGUGGUCUUUAUUCGCUCUCGUGCUGCUUCCCAUUCUUGUUCAAGUUUUGUGAUAAGGGGAUCUUAAUUAAGAUCCAUAAGGAAAUAAUGAAAUACUUACGUUCCAAGAGAGGUAUAGGAAAUGAAAGCGGAGAAAAUGGAAAGAGGCCUAAGGAUACAAUAAUUAAGUGCUUCCCUGCACAGAAAGUAAAAAUUUGCGAUACUCGCGGUUGUUUUAUCAACUCUUUUAAUCGCUGUCAACUAUGUUAAUUAUAGCCGUUCAGAUGGCGUCCAUGGAUCAAUGAAUCCGGAUUCAUUGCAGUGAAGUAAAAGCAAAAACGACACAUUUACGCAGGCAUUUAAAUGGUGGGCGCGGGCAGCGAGGCAGGGCAAGGCAGGGUCAGAAUAGAUUUCAGGAAGGCAGUGGGUAGUUGCUACUACGAUAGUCAAAGGUCAGAAGAGGAUAAAGUUAAAAGAUCACGUAAUCCUUGAAGGAGGCCUGCCACUGCUCCAAUAGCUGAGGAAAAUAUCUUAUUCGUUGCUUCUUUUACUUUGCAAAGAGGUUUUGAAACCCUAUGCACAGUGUCACACGUCAUGCUGUUGUGUUUUUGUCGUGACUUCAGUAGUUUUAGUCUAUAGUACAGACAGACAGACAGCAGCAAAUCGCAGGCUCAAGGCCCAAGAUGUUCACUCAGCAGUCUGAAAUUCGAUAAAAACAUGAAUUCUUCUGCAUGUUGUGAAUUUUGCGGGUCAGUCAAUAAUCUCUUGCGUUGUGGUAGAUGUAGAAGUGUGGUGUACUGCUCCAAAGAUCAUCAGUUAAAGCAUUGGAAAAAACAUAAAUCGGUUUGUAAGGAACCCGUCGCCGAUGACAGACUUGACAAGGACAUCAGUUCAUCUGACCGAGCCGCCCGCUGUACGCCGCAAGAUGUUGUAAUCGGUGGUGUAGCUCCUCGUAAAAACAGGGUGAAACUGGCAGGUGAAACUGACGGAGCAGAAAAAUCAGCUGACAAAUGGGCAUUGGAAUGGGGAGCACAGGGUGCCAGCACCAUAACCUAUGAGGGCAGCUCAGAGAGUGAAAUCCUAAACGCCCGUACCGAGACUCUUAGUCCAGCUCUAGAGUAUAGUGAUGCAAAUCGAGACAUGUCUUUACAGAAACCAUCUUUCCAUUCAGCCUCCAAUGGCUUUGGGCUGAAAGAUUUUUCAGACAUAAGUUUAACUGGUGAUAGGACAUUUCCACCAUUUUUGCAUCGAAGUAAUAGAGAUGAAGAAGGUGUCAUUGAAGAGACUAGUGGAGAUCAAGCAGUCAUUGACGACAUGUGCCGAAUUGUCAUAAGGGACAUGGACCAAUUUGGAGUUUGUGUAGUCGACAAUUUCCUUGGAUACAAGAGAGGAAUGUCAGUUCUUGACGAAGUAACUGGAAUGUAUACAAAAGGUGUUUUUAAGGAUGGUCAACUAGUCAGUAACAAGGUGAAAAAUGAUUUGAAGACCAUCCGAGGCGACCAGAUAACAUGGAUUGAUGGCAAAGACGAUUCCUGUAAGAAUAUUGGCAUGUUGAUUAGCCAAGUGGAUUCUAUCAUUCUACGUGCCAAUAAAAUGGCUAAUAAUGGGAAAAUAGGAAGGUACAACAUCAAUGGAAGGACCAAGGCUAUGGUAGCUUGUUACCCUGGCCACGGAACACAUUAUGUAAAACACGUGGAUAAUCCCAACAGAGAUGGACGAUGUAUUACAGCCAUUUAUUAUUUAAAUAGAGAUUGGAAUAUUCAGCAGAAUGGAGGUUUGUUACGAAUUUUCCCUGAAGGCUGGCAAGACAAAGUGGCUGACAUAGAACCAUUCUUUGAUCGUAUUUUAUUUUUCUGGUCGGACAGACGGAAUCCUCAUGAAGUGCAACCUGCAUUUAAGACAAGGUAUGCUAUAACGUUAUGGUAUUUUGAUUCGUCUGAGAGACAAGAAGCUUGUAGAAGACAUCAGGUGGAGGCACAAUCAACUGUAUCAAAUAAUGCAUCACUGACCAGAGGUGCUACUGGAGACUGUUGACAAAACCUGUGAACUGCCACAUGUCAUCUGAGAGUACUUCUGGCUGUCACCUCAUGAAGAGUUGUUUCCAGCUUUUCCUUUUGUUUUUUGAUGCAAUCUAUCAACAUCAGGAAGUUAGUGAUUACAACUUUAUACGUCAGAGAUCUUGACACUUAUGGACAUUAGGAAGUUGGUGACCACAACUCAAUACUUCCGAGGUUUUACUGCAUUUGACUGUGGUUUGAAUAUCACUUGAUAUUUUAAAAUGGAACAGUGCCUCCGUUUUCUGUCUAGAUAAUACUAGAGGUUUGUGUUGAAACACAAGUUUCAUCAGGGCAGCACUCAAGACCUCUUCAGCUUCCUUCUGUGAUUUAUAUUAUACAUUAAGAAUAUAUAUUUUGAAAGGUUUCCUUGUCACUGAAUCUUUCUCCUGUGCUUUAAGAGACCUUAUUUUUUGGCGGGUAGAUAACAGCAGCAAGAAGCUCUGUUUAUUUCUAUGGUGAGUUUGUUUUGCUUUUCAGGGAAGCAAGUAAAGUCUGAUCCAUCCUGACUGAUAAGUUUUUGAAUUUAUCAUGAUGUAGCAUUUGUGGAGGACUUUGAUAUUACCGGUACAUUCAGUGCUACAUGGGAGAGGCUCUGUGAGAUAUUUCUUUUUAGAUCUUUUAUACCUUCUCAAUAUGAAUUAAUUGUAAUUUAGUUCUUCUUAUAAGAUUGAAGACUCUAAAAAAAUGUUAUGGCUUUUAGGUAAUUUGCCCAUUGUUUCCCCACUUCUCACCCACUGCUUUUUAAUAGUUUCAAAGAGGAAAACACAACAAUGUAAGCAUGCUUUUAAAGGGUUAAAGAAUCUAGACUUUUUAAAGUUGUGUUUUGGUGGUGUCUGUACUUUAGUUAAUUUUGGCCUACUAUGAAAAAUGGUGCUUUUUCGCUCUUUCAUUUAAGUGUUAAGCUAGAACACACACUGUUUUCAAUACUAACAUUAGAAGUGUUACAGCCACCAAAUAAAUUUUGAAUUUGAAUUGGAUAAUUUAAGCCAACACUAAAAAUGUACUUAUGGGGUCAGAAAGCUUCUGCAUAACUUGAUUAGUUGUGAACAUUGUGUGAUUUUGAAGAUUUUCUUCUAGUCCAGUAUUAGUUCUGUCAAUCACAGUAAUAUGAUUUGGCAGAAAUUCAUCAUAUUCAUAUAUUUUUGUGUGCUUCAUUUUGAAUAGACUGAAUGGAAUGUAUGAAAGAACGACUGUUUCACUUAAUUUGAGUGUCCCUACUUUGUUGUUGCUGGGUGCCAGUCCUUUUGUAACUCACGAAUAUGUGAGUGCCAGUACCUACACAUGUGUUCUUGCAUAUACAAAAUAAUUGCAUUCUAAAUAGUUGGUUCUCAUUAAUUUCAUUGCAAAACUUAUCAAAAUUGCUGAACUGUAUUUUAUUUGUCAUAUUUCUUCCUUUUUCUUACCGUAAGUAGAAUGUGUUUAAUAAAUCUCUAGUUUCCUGAUUUUUAAAUUUUUCCUUGGUAUAGCUGAAUGUAUGAGAUGCAUGUUGUAUUAAAAUGUGUAUAAGUGUGCUAAGUCUCAAAGCAGUAUUUGCAAAGAAUCUUUGUACAGGAUAGAUAAACAAGCAGUGUGAGGUCCUCUUGCAAAUGACACUUUGUUUAAUCAGUGAAGUAUUAAUUUCAUGGUCUUACACCUGGUGCAUUCUUAUUUGGUUGAUCAAAAUAACGUGACUCCAUUUACAAUGACCAUGCAAGAACUUGCAGGAAUUUCUGAUGGAGUGUGAUUUCCAAGUCCUGCGUACUGUAAAGUAAACUUCACUUAGUCAGCUUGGUCAGCUGUGGUGUUUGGAUCUAGUGCUGCUCAAUUUCUGUUUCUAAAGCUUAUAUUCUUCAGUAUUCGCAAGACUUCUACUUCCUAUCUAAAUGAUGGUAUUGGGGCAGAAGUGUGAAUGUGAGUCUCAUGGACGUUUAGUGAAUCAUCCCUCCAACUGUAUCGAAAUUAGGGGAACUCUAGGAGACUUUCUUCUGCAACUUUUUUCCAACAUCAUUGUAUUUAUGGAAAGCAAGCUUUUCUAUAUCUUUAAAUCUUAACACAAAUUGGUAUAUCUUUUGCUUUUUUCCACUUAAGGUAUGAGUUAAGUUUUACAUUUGACAUAUAUACAUACGUAUAUCCAAGAGAAAAGGAGACAUGAAGUGCCUAUCAUUGUUUUAGUCCAACUCCCGUGCACCCCCACCCCCUUCCCUUAAAAAAAAGAAACAAAAAAAGGGUUUCCUGCUUGACUUGUCUUUUUUCCUGUGAAUAUUUAUGUGGGUAUACAUUUAAAUGUAAGUGUACCUCAUGUCUACAAAAUUUUGGCAGAACACUAAAAAUUUGUUUGCUCACAUUUUGUACCUAUAAUACUUUAGGUAUCUAUCAUUUUAAUUAAAGGUGUUUCACCUUUCACUAGAAGGGCUGUGAUUUUAAUAUUGUAGGCUCAAUUUAGUCCAGAUGAAAGAAAGGCCAAGAAGAGCUGGGCAAGUAAAGAGCGUUAUUUUCAAAAUUGACAGAAAGCUUGCUUACUGUACUCACAAGAAGUACAGAACUCUUCUCAUGACUGGUUUAUAUUGUAUGAUCUGUGAAAUGUUAAAUGUCUAAGGAAUACACAAUUUUGUAUUGCAAGUUAUGUAAGAAAUGUUGGUAGGUACGGUAAAGAUAAAUUUGAAAAAUGUAUGACUAAUGCGUUAUGCUGAAAUACAUUUAUAUUG
Messenger RNA from Frankliniella occidentalis (western flower thrips), 4736 nucleotides. RefSeq names its product egl nine homolog 1 (gene Hph). Lineage: Eukaryota; Metazoa; Arthropoda; Insecta; Thysanoptera; Thripidae. Gene Ontology annotation, molecular function: L-ascorbic acid binding; ferrous iron binding; peptidyl-proline 4-dioxygenase activity. The transcript is spliced from 5 exons. Bases 713 to 2029 code for a protein of 438 amino acids. Gene Ontology annotation, cellular component: cytoplasm; nucleus. The record is from RefSeq and is a predicted model, not a curated record. Gene Ontology annotation, biological process: cellular response to hypoxia; peptidyl-proline hydroxylation to 4-hydroxy-L-proline.